Molecule: messenger RNA, 4694 nt
Organism: Oncorhynchus nerka (sockeye salmon)
Lineage: Eukaryota; Metazoa; Chordata; Actinopteri; Salmoniformes; Salmonidae
Product: equilibrative nucleobase transporter 1-like
Exons: 13
Coding region: 105-1586 (493 amino acids)
Biological process (GO): transmembrane transport
Molecular function (GO): transmembrane transporter activity
Source: RefSeq, a predicted model, not a curated record
AGAGGGGAGUAGUUUUCUAAGAGUAGCUGGAGAGCUUGUUCUGAACUGUGAGUGAAGUGACUCCACCAGGGAACCUAAAAAGAGUGAAAGUGCGGGACAAGACCAUGCUGGGUUGUGAGGGUGAGGCGGUGGUGCGGCGGUGGCUGACCCUGGUCACAGGACUGCUGGAGUGCCUGUGUUUUGCGGGGGCCGUUUUUGGCUGGGCCUCCCUGGUGUUCGUCCUGAAGACGGAAGGCUACUUCAGCUACCUGUGUGUCAACACUACCGGGGUCAAUGGAACACAAUUCCUAGACUGCAGUGCUCAGGAUGAACAGUUCUCCCUCGUCUUCACCAUCGCUUCCUUCAUGAACAACUUCUUGCUGCUGCCCAAUGGCUUCCUGUUCGACCGUUUUGGCACCAUGGUGGCCAGGCUGCUGGGAAUAUCAAUGUACACCUCUGGUGCCUUGUUUGUGGCCUUCUCAAGUUCAGCUCUGUCCGUUCUCCUCUUCCCGGCGCUGUCCUGCAUCUCUGUGGGAGGCAUCAUGUUUCUGGUCACCAACAUGCAGAUAGGCAACCUGUUUGGUUCCGCUCGCUCCACCAUCAUCACCCUCUACAAUGGUGCCUUCGACUCCUCCUCCGCACUCUUUCUCAUCAUCAAGCUGCUAUUUGAGGCUGGGAUCUCUCUGCGUGCCUCUUUCCUCUUCCUGGCUGCGUGUGGCAUCAUCCACCUGGUCAGGACCUUCCUCCUGCUACCCAGAACACACAUCCCCUACCCCCUCCCUGAGGGCUACACCUAUGGAAUAAACUGUGGCCAGACCAAGACUUUUAGCCCGGAGCAGACAGCAGCUAUUGCCAGCGUGCAGAGUGAAGAUGUCACAGAGGAAAUGCCUUUUAACAAGGAGAGCGCAGAGAAAGUGGCUACUUUCUGGGAGUGUUUCCUGUCCAAGUUCUUCCUCUGGCACCUGGUGUGGCUAUCUGUCAUGCAGCUGAGACACUACCUGUUCAUCGGCACCCUCAACCCCAUGCUGCAGAGACUGACCCAGGGAGAACCCACUCUGGUGAGCACAUACACCAAUGCUUUUGCUGUGACACAGCUUUGUGGGGUGCUGUGUGCCCCCUGGAACGGCCUCAUCAUGGACCGACACAAGGGCAAGCCCAGGGCCCCAGGAAUGAGUGAGAAGGAGGCAGACCUGCGUGCAUCAGUGCUCUCCCUGACCCUGACGGCGCUGCAGUGUGUCCUGUUCUCCAUUUGUGCCUCCACUCCCUUCCUCCCCCUCCAGUACCUCACCUUCAUCCUGCAGGUCCUCAACCGAUCCUUCCUCUAUGGAGGCAAUGCAGCCUUCAUCAGCAUUGCUUUUCCUCCGUGUCAUUUUGGGAAGCUGUACGGUAUGCUCAUGGCUCUGUCUGCAGUGGUGGCUCUGCUGCAGUACCCCUGCUUCACCCUGGUCAAAGGAGUGUUGGGAGGAGACCCACUAUAUGUGAACAUAGCCCUGACGUUACUUAGCCUGCUGGCUUUCAUUCAUCCUGUCUGUGUCUAUCUGCACUGUUGUGGCCUGGCAGCCCAGAGGGGUAAACCCAAGGACACUCUCCCCUCCCCCUCCUCCUAGACCAGCUCUAAAAAGGGAAACAAACACACACUUUAAAAAGGCCAUUUCAACCCUCGCUCCUCUGUUUCUUCUACAGUUUGUAUAUUAUAUACAGUUGAAGUCGGAAGUUUACAUACACCUUAGCCAAAUACAUUUAAACUCAGUUUUUCACAAUUCCUGACAUUUAAUCCUAGUAAAAAUGCCCUGUCUUAGGUCAGUUAGGAUCAUAACUUAAUUUUAAGAAUGUGAAAUGUUAGAAUAAUAGAAGAGAGAAUGAUUUAUUUCAGCUUUUAUUUCUUUCACCACAUUCCCAGUGGGUCAGAAGUUGACAUACACUCAAUUAGUAUUUGGUAGCAUUGCCUUUAAGUUGUUUAACUUGGGUCAAACGUUUCAGGUAGCCUUCCACAAGCUUCCCACAAUAAGUUGGGUGAAUUCUGGCCCAUUCCUCCUGACAGAGCUGGUGUAACUGAGUCAGGUUUGUAGGCCUCCUUGCUCACACACGCUUUUUCAGUUCUACCCAAAAAUGUUCAAAAGGGUUGAGGUCAGGGCUUUGUGAUGGCCACUCCAGUACCUUGACUUUGUUGUCCAUAAGCCAUUUUGCCACAACUUUGGAAGUAUGCUUGGGGUCAUUGUCCAUUUGGGAGACCCAUUUGCGACCAAGCUUUAACUUUUAUACAUGUCUUAUAUCAGGAUUUUAGCCAAUUCUGUCAGAGUGGGAACAAAAACUGUUUACAGACUCCUCCUAAGUGCUAAUGUUAUUUUUCAGCCCUGCAUUGACUGCCCCAUUGGUUGGUCUUGGCUACAGCUGAAGCCCAUAGGCUACUAUUGUAUGUAUUGUAGUUGAAAAUCUAUUUGAUCUGGUGCAUUCUAGCUAGCUAGUCUGCCUCCUUUUAUUCCAAUUUAAGCAGUAUUAACUGUGCACUUUGACACUGCUGCCCAAAGGACAACAACACAUAUAAACAAAUCUAGUGUUUACUACUCCUGUUAGAAUAAGGAUUAAUUGAUGUGAUAAUCAGUUUGAGGUAUAGGAAUUGUAAGGGAUUUACAGAUCUAAGAAACUGCUCAGCAACGUGAGAAGGUCAGGAGCAAGAAGAUGAUCAGAUAAUGUUGUUGAUCUUUUCUCAUCCUGUCAUACACAACUGUCUGGCUUUUUACAUAACUCAACUGAACUGACCACAGGUUCACGCUGGGUCCCCAGUGUCUCAAAUUUAAAUUCCUUCAGGAGUUUGAGAGACCAUUUUGUCAGGAAAGGCAGUGCAGGUCUGCCAGCUACUGACCUAAACUGGGGAAAACAGCUUGUUUCCUGUUGGCAUUUACUUCCCUCCUCUGAACAAACCGUGUCAUGAUGAUGGGCUUUGUAAAGUGUUUUAAAGUAUUAUAUCAACUAAUAUCAUAACAGCGAGAACCUUUAUAGGGUUUAUUUAUAGUAGAACAGGAUGUGGUAAUCACGGCUGAUUUUCUAUCAGCAAACAGUAUUGCACAGCACGAUCAUCCCCCCCACUGAAUAAACCUGAAUGUCUGGUUUUGAUAGCAGAGAUAGACCACUUAUGUCUUAUACAUGGAAGUCAACAACAUUGAAGAGACUAUUACAUUUGUAUUGAGAAUGUACUGUAUUAAUCGUGAAGGGAUUAUUUCAAUGCAGGACAUGCAGGGACUAUAGGUAUAUAUAUAUAUAUAUAUAUAUAUAUAUAUAUAUAUAUAUAUAUAUAUAUAUAUAUAUAUUUAAAUUACCUUAGCAUCUAUGUAAAACACUUUAAAAUGACAUAAGUACACAUCAUACUUGUUUUUGUUUAUAGUGAACUGUUUAUCGAUGAUAAAACAAUGCAUGUUCUUUAAACUGAAAAACUUUAUGUUUAGGCAUUGUUUAAAGUACUUAGGUUAAGCAAAUUGGCUUGUCCUCAUAGUGACCCAUUAGAGUUGUGGUGAGAUGUUUUGGGGAAUUAUAGAUGUAUAUCUAAUAUUUUGGAUGCUAGAAAGUAAACAUUGUGAGCAACAUGUUUAACCAUAUAACUUCGGUAAAUUAUUAUAAUAUAUAUAACAAAAAUUGUUCCCCCUUUGUUCUCCCCAAUUCUGUCAUAUCCAAUUACGAUCUUGUCUCAUCGCUGCAACUCCCCAACGGGCUCGGAGGUCGAGUCAUGCGUCCUCCGAAACAUGACACGCCAAACCGAACUCCUUAACACCCGCCCACUUAACCCGGAAGCCAGCCGCACCAAUGUGUCAGAGGAAACACAGUUCAACUGACAAUCGAAGUCAGCCUGCAGGCGUCCGACCCGCCACAAUGAGUCACUAGAGCGCAAUGAGCUAAUCCUCAAUUACCUAAAAUGUCUCGUUGGUGUUACUACUCCUACAGGUGACAAUGGGAAGACAUUUUUUUAAAUCUAUUAAAAUGAUGUAAAUUAUUUCCAAAAUGCCAUGCCCAUAUGCCACCGCAAUUCAAGAACGACCGUGUGCUAAAAGCGAAGUGAAAAUAUCAGGUACACAUACAGUAGUUUCAAACCCUCUCUAUCAAGCCUGAAGAUGUAUGAAUGUCCUUCUUUCACAUUUCCAGUGAAAAGGCCAAAACAAGCAACGCCACCAAGCAAACAAUUCAAAAUGAUGAGUUGUAUUAAAAAGUAUCGAUUCAACAUAGGGAACAAUAAAUCCACCAUACAUCGUAAGUAUGAUUAAUAAAAUAAAUUAUACAAAAGUGGAGGCAUGUCAAGACUUCCGCCGAAGUCAGCUCCUCUCCUUGUUCGGCGUCAGCGGCUUUCUAGCCAUCGCCGCUCCAUUUCUCAUGUUCCAUUUGUUUUGUCUUGUUUCACACACACCUGGUUUUCAUUCCAUAGUCACACUGCAUGUAUUUAGUCCUCUGUUCCUCUCGAUGUCUUUGUGUGUAAUUAUUUAUUGUUACGUGGACAUUUUGUCAGGCGCUGCACUUUAGUAUUAGACUGUGUUUUUUGGCACUAGUAUGUUUAUGUGCUGUCGUUUGUUGACCGGUAUUAAAGUGUGCCUGUUUAUUAUACUCCACUCUCCUGCACUUGACUUCGCCUCCCAUAUACACGCCUAACAAGGCAUGAAGAUUUUAAAAAACUGUCAAAACUCUGUAUGCCAAUGAAAAAUGUUAAUGUAAAUAAAGUGAUGUUACAUUAA